AUGGGCCCAGAUAUUGAUUCCACCAGUGAUUUUCACACACGAGAUGUCGUUAAAAUGCUGCCAGCCGCGGGCCACUCGCCCACCGAGUCUUUCGCCUUCGAAGGGGAUUGCUUAGCUACCUCAGAACAAGAGGCGGGAGGAGAUACGCUCGUACAAAUGAGCAAUCUUCGGUGGUUCGGCGUAUGCGUUGGGCUGUACUCGACCGCCUUCCUGUAUGGACUGGACUCGACGAUCUCUGCUUCUGUGCAAGGCCCUGUGCUGGAGUCUCUUGGUGACCUGAACCUGCUACCGUGGAUCGGUACUGGAUUUAUGCUCGGCUCCGUGGCCACCAUCUCGCUGUUCGGCUCGUUGUACAGAAAGAUAGAGGUCAAAUGGCUGUAUCUAGGUAGUAUCCUCACCUUUGAGGUCGGCAGUGCAAUUUGUGGUGCAGCUCCCAACAUGAGUGCCAUAGCUGUCGGUCGAGUCGUGGCAGGAAUAGGUGGCGCUGGUAUCUAUCUUGGAGGUAUAAACUACAUCUCCAUGUUUGUGACCCCAGCCAAACGGUCAUUCUACACUGCUCUAAUCGGAACAUUCUGGGGUCUCGGCGCCAUCCUUGGACCCGUCAUCGGCGGGGCGUUUGCUCAGAGUAAAGCAACCUGGCGUUGGGCCUUCUAUAUAAAUCUCUUUUUCGGAGCAGUUACUGCCCCAAUUUACAUCUUCUGGUUUCCGCGCUACGGCGCACAUCGCCACGAGAAGAUACUUCCGCGGAUCAAGAACAUUGACUGGCUUGGCGCCUUGCUUAAUGCCGCAAUGUUCUCCCUCUUCGUUACUUCGUGUACGCUUAGCGGCUCUCCGCGGCCAUGGAACUCGGGCUCAAUCAUCACCCUCUGGGUCAUGACUGCUGUUAUCACCAUUCUUUUUGCACUUCAACAGUGGACUGCAUUCUUGACGACGGAAGAAGAUCAAAUCUUUCCAGUGUGGUGCCUCAAAAGUCGGACACUAGUCCUAUUGUAUAUUGGGACCGCCGGCACCAGUGCCGUCAUGAACGUCAACAUCUACUACCUGCCUCUCUAUUUCCAAUUCACAAACGGAGUUGGCCCUAUCGAGGUCUCGGUUCGCAUUCUGCCCUUCGUAUGUCUCAUAAUCUUUAGUAGCCUUGUCUCUGGAACGCUUUUGCCGAAAUUCAACGUUUACACCGCUUGGUACUUCGCUUCCGGCAUAAUUGCCUUAGUCGGGAGUGCGCUCUUGAUGCGAAUCUCCGCUUCAACACCUGCGAGAGAUAUCUAUGGAUAUGAAAUCCUGGUAGGGGCUGGGUGUGGUCUGACCUUCCAAGCUGCUUACGCGAUCGCUCUUAUCAAGUCUCCGGGGAAAAAGGCAACAUCGGUUCUUAGCUUCAUCAACGUGGCACAAUUGGGUGGUGCAGCUAUAUCAUUGGCAAUAGCAGGGGCAUUGUUUCACAAUGUUGGUUUCAAUACCAUGCAAAGCGCCCUCAGCGGGAGGGGGUAUUCCUCCGCUGAAAUUCAUGAAGCCCUUGGCGGCGGAUACUCGCCCAUCAUCAGCGAUAGCCCUCCUGAGGUGCGUGCCAUUGCGGUAAAUGCCAUCGCAAGCACCCUCGCCAAAGUCUAUACCUUAUCAGCCGUGGGAGCUGCGGCAGUGCUCCUGGCAGGGGUUUUGAUGCCGUGGGAGAAGUUGAAAAUGAUCUGA
Messenger RNA from Venustampulla echinocandica, 1683 nucleotides. Its product is annotated as putative HC-toxin efflux carrier TOXA. The transcript has 4 exons. Gene Ontology annotation, biological process: transmembrane transport. Lineage: Eukaryota; Fungi; Ascomycota; Leotiomycetes; Helotiales; Pleuroascaceae. The coding region runs from base 1 to 1683 and encodes 560 amino acids. The record is from RefSeq and is a predicted model, not a curated record. Gene Ontology annotation, molecular function: transmembrane transporter activity.